AUGGCCAAGCUGACUAGGAUCGUGAAGAAGAUCCUACUGAAGGACGCCCCCGAGCGUGACACUCGCCGGCCGGAGGCAGCGCCUCCGCCUUCGGUGGAGUCCCUCGCCACGCGCGGUUUGGCGCAGCCCACCGUCGACUUCGGGAACCUGCCGAUCAUCGACGACAACGAGUUGCGGCUGCGCGCCAAGGCGAAGGCUAUGGUGAAGGUGAGCCGCAAGGGCUCGGGUAUCGCAAAGGAGCGCAACACCGCCUCCAAGUUCAAGGCUAAGGUUGUGCGUCCCAAGGUGAAGAACGCCGACGCUUCGUCCAAGCCGGUUAUACCCGCGGCAACCGAGGAUGCCGACUCGGAUUCCGCGCCGCAGAGCCCCGUCAAAAAGCCGACCGGUGGCACCAAGCAUGCCGCGAAGACCAAGGCUAAGCCCGCGGCGCCGAGCACCAAGGUCAUCAAGAGCGACGUGAAGAGCGAUUCGCGCGGCAAGCGCAAGCGUGAAGCCCGUAAGGAGAUGUGGCGUCGAAAGUACGACUUCUCGAACGAGGCCAAGCGGCUCGUGGCCGCGUUCCACGAAGAGGACAAGCACGGCCCCGCGCUGGGCAACCUUGCCGGCCUUAAGGGCGAGUUGUCGUCGCUGGAACAGAUGAUGCAGAGCGCACCUCCGGCGGCGCGCGAAUCUGCGAAGCCCAGCAGCAAGCGCCUGCUGCGGGCGAAGAUACGAAACAAGGCGAUGCUGCAGGCCGCUAUGAAGAACACAUAA
Babesia bigemina is the source of this 753-nucleotide messenger RNA. RefSeq lists its product as hypothetical. The coding region runs from base 1 to 753 and encodes 250 amino acids. NCBI's taxonomy places the organism in Eukaryota, Apicomplexa, Aconoidasida, Piroplasmida, Babesiidae. The record is from RefSeq and is a predicted model, not a curated record. The transcript has a single exon.